This is a messenger RNA of Cyprinus carpio (common carp), 3340 nucleotides long. RefSeq names its product pseudouridine synthase like 1 (gene pusl1). Gene Ontology annotation, biological process: tRNA pseudouridine synthesis. The record is from RefSeq and is a predicted model, not a curated record. Lineage: Eukaryota; Metazoa; Chordata; Actinopteri; Cypriniformes; Cyprinidae. Gene Ontology annotation, molecular function: pseudouridine synthase activity; RNA binding.
AAAUGAUUAUUUUCAAAUCAUGCGAUACAUACUAUACACAUUAAUAUUCUCUGUAAAGUAAAAAGCUCUAAAACUGAAAUUAUGUGUGUUUUACAUAACUUCAACAUUUCAACGGCUAUUUUAAAACAGGCAUCGCUUUGGCGGCUGGGUUUUCCUUUCAGGCGCUCACUCACAUGGCUGUUGAACACGACUGGAACUGUACGGCGUUAUUAGCCAUAUACAACUACAUCUGAUUAAUAUUUAUUUAUUGACUUCCGUAGGAUAGCUUUUCCAAUCCUGUUAACGCCUCGUAGCGACGAACAUUAACCGAAUAGAUCAGGAAACAUGCAGAACCCCGCCGCCCGUUAUUUAAUCUUUUUCCAGUAUGCAGGGACCAAAUAUAGCGGCGUGAUGAAAACAGCAGCAGAUCAAGCUGUAGAGGGGGUUGAGAACCAUGUGGAGAGUGCCGUGCGGAAACUAAAGCCGGUUAAUGAGGUGUCAGUGGUGAUCUCCAGCAGAACAGACACUGGUGUGCACGCCUUGUGUAACUCUGCACAUGUAGAUAUCCAGCGGAGAGGAGACAAGCCACCACUGCUGGAGCAAGACCUGGUUGAUGCCCUAAACUUCCACUUGAAAGCAGAACCUAUAAGAAUCACCAAGGCUUACCGUGUCCACAAUGACUUCCAUGCACGCUAUCGGGCCGUGUCACGCACAUAUGUGUACCGCUUUGCUUUGGGUCUCAGACAUCACACAGAAAUGCCAGUAACGGAGAGGGAUCUGUGCUGGGCAUUACGAGACACGAGGCUAAAUAUCGAUGCAGUUCAAGAGGCUGCUGCACUACUGUUAGGAACCCAUGACUUCAGCACCUUCCGUGCCUUGAGCUCAGAGACGCCCUUUAAGAACCCAGUGAAGACCCUAGAGAAGGCCCAGCUGGAAUCUGGGGUCUCGUUCAGUCAGAGACACUUUCACAGAGAUAUUCAGUUCUGGGAGCUCACUUUUAAAAGUAGGUCCUUUUUAUACAGACAAGUGCGGAGGAUGACUGGGGCGCUGGUUGCUGUCGGUCAGGGCAGACUGUCUGUUAGACGGAUCCAGGAGCUGCUAGAAGCACAAGAUUCAUUGGCGUUCCCUCAAAACAUGACGGCUCCAGCUCACGGCCUGUUCCUGACCGACGUACAGUACAGAGAUACAGAAAAUGAGGGACUAUAAGGGACUGUUUUCUACUAAUAAUCAACAGAAUGUCACAGACUCUUCUGAUAGAGCUUAAUCCAGGACAUUGAUCGCUUUGUUAUGAGACAUCAGGGUUCAUCUUACUGAAGUGCUCCUGGAUGCGGUUGAGGAUGUUCAUGCUGAAUCUGCUGUCCACCAUGUUGAUCGCCAGCCCCCUCUUGCCGAAUCGCCCAGUACGCCCGAUUCUGUGCAAAUACGUCUCGUUGUCAGGGUUUCCAUCCUUGUCCACUGGCAGAUCAAAGUUGAUAACGACUGAAACUUGCUCCACAUCAAUACCUGACAGAAGCGGCGUUUGGAAAAAGAAUCCAUUAGACAAAAUCUGCUCAUCCUGAACAGAAGAUGAGCUUGAACGUAAAGUGACAGACAGCCGACAUACCUCUAGCACAGACAUUAGUGGUAACGAGAACUUUCUCCUUGCCGUCACGGAAACGUUCGAUGACCGCUGCCCUCUGUUCCACCUGCAUCUCUCCACUGAGCAGCGCCACCUGGUGGCCUUCUCUGGACAGCUCUCCUGCCAGCCAGCCGGCGGUUUUCCUGGUCUGUGAUGGCAAAGCAUCCAUGUAUUACCACUUCUUUCAGUGAUUUAAAGUUGUACUCUGAACAAAUGAUAUUGUUACUUACGUGGCAGAAGAUCAUAGCCUGUGCGAUAGUAAUGGCUCCAUAAAUGUUGCACAAAGCCUGGAAUUUCUCCUCCUUGCUGUUGCAGAUGACGUAGUACUGCUUGAUGGUGUCCAGAGUUUCCUCCUCACGCUUCAGUUUAAUGAUGUUGGGGUCGGGAACGAUCCUCUUUGCAAAGUUCCACACGGUGUCUUCAAAUGUGGCAGAGAACAGCAGCAUCUGGCAAGUUUUAGGAAGCAUCCUGCAAAAGACCAAGAACAACAGCUUGUGAUACAUUAAUGCUGCAAUUCACCAAGACAAAUGUCUUCCUAAUGCUCUGAACUAAUUAAGGACAAUAUAUAAAGCAACAUCCUUAGCUGAUAAAACCUCAAUUUACUACAUAUCGACAGUAGGGAACCAAAAUUCAAAGAUCCCUAGCGAAACAGAAAUAUAUAAAUAAUAUAUAAAGCCAUUUUUGUUUUUUUAGAAGAUUAAUUAAAUUGUUAAUGUUUCAUGACAUCAUUUGCUUACCACCAUUUUUGAUAAAUUUGUAUUAAAUUUAAUAUAAAAUAAUACAUUUGUUGGACUUAUAUGUCCAGAACACCACAGAAAAUUAAUAUAUUUAAUCAAUUUUGUCAUAGCCAUUUAAAAAAUAAUAAUAAUGGAUGCUCAAUGCGGUCUUAGCUUUUAAAGGCCACUGUAGACAUUCGGCAAACUAUGAGAGUAAUCCUGUACCUCUGGAUACGAAUGCUCUGGUCCUGAUGGCCCUGUGUGGCGAUCAUGACAUCAGCUUCAUCCAGGACGAACACCUUGAUCCUCUUGGGCUCGAUGAAUUUAAGCUUCUGGCACCAAUCCAAAACUGUACCGGGAGUGCCAAUCACGAUCUGUUCCUGUAAUCUCGUCCCCCGCUCCACUGGACCAAGCAACACAUGAUAACAUGCACAAUUACAAGCUACCCCUCAGUAAUAAACACGUCAUUAUCCUUUGAUAGUUAUCUCAACCAUUCAAAAUCUGAAAGUCAAGAAAAUAUGCAGUAAUCGACACAUUCCAGAUAACGUGUUACUACAGAACUCCUAAAAUGAACGCGCUUACAUUUGUUUCCUCUGAUGGCGUACACCAGCUGGACUUCAGGGUAAAACUUGCCCAUCUGCUCGAUGACCUUGCCUGUCUGUAGGGCGAGCUCGUAUGUGGGGGACACACACAGACACUGGGCACAGACAGUCAGAGUGACAUUAACACCAAAAGAGCUGAAGUAUUUCCAUGCAUUACAUUCACUGACUCCGAUGCUUUCAUACCUGAGGCCAUUUGUUCUCAGGGUCCACGUGACUUAACAUGGCCAGCACAAAGGCAGCCGUUUUCCCCGUGCCUGACUGAGACUGAGCGAUCAGAUUCUGUGGACUGGACAGGAGAGGAUAUGAUGUGUUCAAAACUCUGCCCUCAUUAACAGUCCCUCCAGUUAUUCACAAUUCAGUGCUCAACAUAACAUCAUGCUUUUUGGGAUCCUGCAUAAUUCACCAUUUGACCACGAAAUAAUUGU